Quercus lobata is the source of this 3087-nucleotide messenger RNA. Its product is annotated as protein NYNRIN-like. Gene Ontology annotation, biological process: DNA integration. The transcript has 3 exons. Gene Ontology annotation, molecular function: nucleic acid binding; RNA-DNA hybrid ribonuclease activity. Bases 1 to 3087 code for a protein of 1028 amino acids. The record is from RefSeq and is a predicted model, not a curated record. NCBI's taxonomy places the organism in Eukaryota, Viridiplantae, Streptophyta, Magnoliopsida, Fagales, Fagaceae.
AUGACUACGGUCCCAACUGCGGGCAGUGGAGGACCAGCCAUGGAGGUGAGCUGCGAGGAGUUGGAGAAGGUACUUGUCGGAUCUGACCCUGAAAGGUUUUUUCAAAUUGGCUCGGAAUUGUCACCCCAAGAGAAAUCAGCACUGACUGCCUUCCUCCGACAGAAUUUAGACGUAUUUGCUUGGGACCCCUAUGAGGCCCCCGGGGUAGACCCUGAUUUCAUCUGCCACCGCCUAAAUGUGAACCCGGCCAUAACCCCUAAGAGGCAAGCCCCUAGACGACCAUCGAAGGAGCAUACUGACGCCGUGAUAGAAGAGGGUUACCACCAGAUACCCUUGGCCGCCGAAGACCAGAAGAAGACUGCUUUUGUCACCCCAGUUGGGAAUUAUCAUUAUAAAGUAAUGCCCUUCGGCCUAAAAAAUGCCGGGUCAACCUAUCAGAGGAUGAUGACCAAGAUGUUUGAACAUCAGAUGGGUAAGAACAUUGAAGUGUACAUAGACGACAUGGUGGUUAAAAGCAAGCUGGCUCCCAACCAUAUUGAUGACCUCGGAGACAUUUUUCAAACACUAAGAAAGUAUAAACUAUGGCUGAAUGCGACCAAAUGCUCAUUUGGAGUGGGAUCUGGGAAGUUUUUGGGCUAUAUGGUGACUCACAGAGGCAUUGAGGCUAACCCUGACCAAAUAAGAGCCAUCCAUAACUUGCAGCCUCCUCGGAACCCAAAGGAGGUCCAGAAGCUUACUGGUAUGAUAGCGGCUUUAAACCGUUUCAUCUCGCGCUCAGCAGAUAGAUGCAGGCCAUUUUUUCUCCUAUUGCACAAGUGGAAAGGGUUUGAGUGGGAUGAGGAAUGCGUGAUUGCUUUCCAACAGCUAAAGGAGUACCUCACCCAGCCACCGAUUAUGUCCAGUCUCGAGGCCGACGAGGUUUUGUUUGCCUACAUAGCAGUGGCUCCACAUGCAGUAAGCUUGGUGCUGAUCCGAGAAGACAACGGCAUACAGCGACCAGUCUAUUACGUCAGCAAGUCGCUACAGGAGGCAGAAACCCGUUACCUCCCCCUCGAAAAGGCUAUCCUGGCCAUCGUGCAGGCCACGAGAAAACUGCCCCACUAUUUUCAAGCACACACGGUUGUGGUGUUAACUCAACUCCCCUUAAAAUCCAUCCUACGCAGCGCCGAUUACACGAGUAGAAUUGCAAAAUGGGGAACUAUUUUGGGCGCUUUUGACAUUAAAUACAUGCCUCGCACCGCUAUAAAGGGCCAGGUCCUCGCGGACCUGGUGGCAGAGUUUGCGGAGCCCGCAUCAGAGGGAAAGGAAGUGUCGGACUUACUGGGGGCUGAUGAGAAGAUGAUCAACACGGUCUCCCAGCAUGAAAACACCUGGUGGAAAGUGCACGUCAAUGGCGCAGCAAACCAAAGGGGCUCAGGGUUAGGACUUGUCCUGCUCUCACCUGAAGGGAUAACCAUAGAGAAGUCAUUGAGACUCGGUUUUUCAGCCACGAAUAACGAAGCCGAAUACGAAGCACUACUGGAAGGAAUGGGAAUGAUCCGGAAGUUGAGGGGAAAAUCUGUAGACAUGUUCUCAGAUUCAAGACUUAUUGUGGGGCAGAUAAAUGGGGACAUGGAGGCAAAGGACGAAAGAAUGCAGGAAUAUCUAGUUCGGGUUAAGCAUCUACAGUCCCAAUUUCAUCACUUCCGCCUGACGCACGUACCCCGAAGUGGGAACACUCAUGCUGAUUCUCUUGCGACGUUGGCUACCUCCUCGGCUCAACCCCUACCCCGAGUCAUUUUGGUGGAAGAGGUCCUCCGUCCAUCAACAGAAAGGGCCAAUGGGAUUGGAAUACAUAACGUUAGGGCAGGACCGAGCUGGAUGGACCCUAUCGUUCUAUACCUGAAGCACGACACCUUGCCAGAUGAUAGGGUUGAGGCUGGGAAAAUCAGGAGAAAAGCUACCCGAUUCUGGUUAUCGGAGGACUCCAAGCUUUACAGACGCUCGUUUUCAGGGCCGUACUUGCUAUGCGUGCACCCAGAGGCUGCGGAACUCAUCCUGGAGGAGUUACAUGAAGGAAUUUGUGGAAGUCACACGGGGGGUAGGUCUUUGUCUCACAGACCCUUAACGCAGGGUUAUUGGUGGCCGAGCAUGAAAAAGGAAGCCAUGGAUUACGUGAAGAAGUGUGACCAAUGCCAGAGGUUCGCUCCGAGCAUACACCAGCCUGGUGGAGAGCUAAACCCGAUGUCAAGUCCCUGGCCGUUCGCACAAUGGGGCCUAGAUAUACUCGGUCCAUUCCCCAAGGCAACAGGGAACAGGAGAUUUCUUCUCGUCGGCACCGACUACUUCACCAAAUGGGUAGAGGCAGAGGCGCUGGCAAAUAUUAGGGACGUCGAUGUCAAGAAGUUUCUCUGGAAGAAUAUAGUCACCAGAUUUGGCACCCCGCACACCCUGGUGUCGGACAACGGGCUCCAGUUUGAUAGCAAAGCCUUCAGAAGGUACUGCAGCGAGUUGGGAAUUGUUAACCGGUAUUCCACGCCAGCUUACCCCCAAAGUAACGGCCAAGCAGAAGCCGUCAACAAGACCAUAUUGAACGGACUGAAAAAGAGACUGGAUGACUCAAAGGGAAGAUGGGUAGAAGAGCUAGCCCAUGUCUUAUGGACAUACCGCACCACGCCUCGUAGGUCCACAAGGGAGACCCCUUUUUCACUGACCUACGGGGCCGAGGCCGUCAUUCCGUUGGAGGUGAACUUCCCAACCCAGAGGACCACCACUUUUUGUCCCGCCACCAAUGACAAACUUCUAGAAAAGAGCUUGGACCUCAUCGACGAAAGAAGGGAAGGCGCGAUGGUCCACCUAGCUAAUUAUCAGCAGAAGCUCAAGCAAGGCUAUGACGCCAAGGUGAAGCCCAGGCCCUUGGUGCCCGGAGAUCUAGUAUUGAGGAAAGUCUUGGGCAAUGCGAGGAACCCCACCUGGGGGAAGCUCGGACCAAAUUGGGAGGGACCGUACCGCAUCACUUCCGUAGCGGGCGUAGGAGCCUACUAUUUAGAAGACUUGGAUGAACGUGUAGUCCCACGCCCUUGGAAUUUAGCGACGGAACAGACAUGA